AUGGCACCUCAGGUUAACCCCCUAACAGGUGCUGCCUUCAGCAUGCCUUCUAUAGGAUCUAUCAACUGGAACAUGGACCCUGGGACAACACAGACACUCCCUGGCCGUCCUCCUCACACUCUCCUAAUGUUAAACCAGACCUCAGACAAUGCCAGUGCCUCAACACUAAAUGGAUACACAAGCCCGAUGACAAAUGACAGUAGUAGUAARGCUAUCAGUAGAUCCAGUGGCGAAGAGAAGCGCUUCCCAUGUUUAUUCUGUGGGAAAGCCUUCAGUUUCCCCAAACAGGUGGAGAUCCACCAGAGAAUGCACACGGGUGAGAAACCAUUCAGCUGCCACCUAUGCCAGYCCAGUUUUUCACACUCAUCCAGUCUGAAGAGGCACCAGAGCAUGCACACUGGGGAGAAACCAUUUGGCUGCCACCUGUGCCGGGCCAGUUUUUCCCACUCAUUCAACCUGAAGAGGCACCAAAGGGUCCACACAGGGGAGAAACCGUACAGCUGCCCCCAGUGUGAGAAGAGGUUCUCCCACCAGCACCGGCUGAAGAUGCACCUGAAGGUCCACACAGGAGAGAGUCCGUUUGCCUGUACGCAGUGCGGGAAGAGGUUCUCAGAGAGGAGCUGCCUCAGGAUACACCAGCAGAAAAUGCACACGGCCCAUGUAAAGAGUAUAGUGACAUCACCAUCUAACUGAGCAGCAGCAGUUAGGGAGAGCUCCUCAUACAAUUGUAUUAUCUUUGUUCAAUUAUUUUGUACUUUGUUUAUAUGUAGUGCUGUGUUCUCCACAUCUGGAGAUAUUAGUAGAUGUUUUUCCUUUGAGAACAUUGUUUGAUUUUGAGAGAGAUUGAUCAACCUGGCUCUAAAGGCUAGCUAGUCUACUAAGUCAUCUUGAUCAUCUGACAAGAAGCAACAAGGGCAGGAUUGAGGGACUAGGGCAUCAGGACAACGAGAAGAAGGAUGAGGAGAAAUAGAGGAUAAAACCAACAGAAAAAAGGAAUUGAUUUGGAGGAUUUCUGGAGGAUUUGUAAAGGAAAGACAGUAUUUGAAAGUCAACAAACAAACAAAAACACACACAAAGGAGAGGUAGGAUAUCAUAGAUAUCAU
This is a messenger RNA of Salvelinus sp. IW2-2015, 1103 nucleotides long. RefSeq names its product gastrula zinc finger protein XlCGF49.1-like. The record is from RefSeq and is a predicted model, not a curated record. Gene Ontology annotation, molecular function: RNA polymerase II cis-regulatory region sequence-specific DNA binding; DNA-binding transcription factor activity. Lineage: Eukaryota; Metazoa; Chordata; Actinopteri; Salmoniformes; Salmonidae. Gene Ontology annotation, biological process: regulation of transcription by RNA polymerase II.